CCAGGCCCCGAGGUUCGCCAGACAGCUCAGGGAGGGUUCCGCUCUGGACAGUGGCACAUCGUACAGGGGCCGUAGCACAUCUUCCUCGUCGUCCCCCUCCCAGUAAUCUGACGCCGGACACAGGGCUCCAACUACUGGACCCCGAUCCCUCUGCUCUGAGCUUCCUGGGGGCUUUCUGUGGACUUCCUUGCUCAUCCAGCUCCCCUGCUACCCCCAGACCUCCUCAGCUACAGGUUGCUGCUUCCUUGUGGCCGGCAGCCAUGAGGUCCCGGCUUUUGCUUUCCGUGGCCCACCUGCCCACAAUUCGGGAGACCUUGGAGGAGAUGCUGCCCAGUGGGCCUGGAGAGGACCCCCCCGCCUCCCCUAGCCUGGAUGACUACGUGAAGUCCAUCUGUCAGCUGGCGCAGCCCACCUCAGUGCCGGAUGAGGCUGCAGCCAGGGUCCGACCCAGUAGACCCCACCGGCCAGCCCGUUCCCGUGAGAAGAGCUGCACCACUGGGUCCCUACAGGACAUCACCACCCGCUUCAGUGGCCAGCAGCCCACACUGCCCGGGGCCAGCACUGUGGACCCUCUGGACUGGCUCUUUGGGGAGUCUCAGGAAAAUUGGCCAAGUGGGAGGGACAUGCCAAGGAGGACUGGAUCCUCUGCUGACCCCUGGGCUUCAUGCAGACAGAUGGACAGAGGCAAGGCCCGGGGGGCCCCCAGAGGGAGGGUGAGUGAUGUCAGGGCUCCAGGGCACUCUCUGCUGAGACUGCAGAGGGACUGGUGCCAGUACUCCCAGGCUUCUGGGCAACCUGGCCAGGAUGCAGUUUCCCCAACAAGCCCCCGUCCCAGCAGCGUCCUUAGAACUCUCUAUUUGCACCUCCCCGUGAUCCAUGAACUCUGACCCCUCCCCAAUAAAGACUUCUGCAAAUCACAUACAGGUCUGCAUCACCUCUCCACCCUCUCCCUCCCCCCACCCCAGGUGGGCACCGCCCCUGGCAGGUCUCUGGGAGGGAACAGAGCCUCUGCAGAGAGGCUUCCUGCUUUGGCAACUCAUAGUGAGACCCCUGCUCCAAAUAAGGGCCUAUCUCACAUGAUGUGGUAAUCGAUACGCAUCCCGUCUGCACUACUCCUAACUGGCUGAUCACCUCGGGCAAGUUAUUUUAACAUCUCUUCCUUGGUUUUCUCACAGGUAAAAUGGGGGUAAUUAAUGGGACCUGCCUCCUAGGUUGUGCUGAUGAGUAAAUGGGCUAAAACGCGCAUACAUCCUGGGGCGCAUGUUACAAGCCCACACACGGAGUACCUGUUGUUUACGUGGCUGCCUCACAGGUGGGGAAAUGAGUAGGUGGGGGGAGAGGAGAAGCAAAGGCCUCAGCCCUGGUGGUUUCAGAGCCAGGCCCUGGGCACUCUCAAAUCAGCCCCGUGGCUCCCCACACCCCUGCUCCCCCCAAGAGGCCCAUGAGCAAACUGGGGGUCUCAGCAAAUGCACCUGCUGUGUUUUGGGGGACUUGUCACUGGGCCACCCGCGGGUACCUCAGUGGCUCCACCUCACAGGUCCUGUUGUGUCGUGGGGAGCGUUUUCCCCACACUGAUGGCCAAGACAGAACCUGCACCAGCUAAGCCUGCAGGGCACCAAACAACUGGACCAGGUGGCCCUGUCCCCGCCCGUCCCCACCCUUACCUGCCUCCACCCAAGGGCCACUUAUCCGUGGGGCAAAGUGCAGGGUGUUGUCCAGGUGCCCUGCUCUCGGGCAAGUUCAGGGGCCAGGGCCUCACUCCACAUGUCCAUGGGUCCCCCACAGCCCUGGGUCCCUACAUCCUGGCAAAUCCCAGUUCCCAGGGGCAUCUGGCAAGCAAGGAGGUGAGGGUGAGGGAUAGGGGAGGGGGCAGAUUGCUUUCCUCAGGGAGACAGGUGAGGCAUCAGAGAACUCAAAGAGACAGGCUUAAGACCCAUUGCCCUGUUCUCUUGGGCCAAGCCAGAGCUGGCUGCCCUGGUCAGCGUGGGAGGGACAGAGGAGAGGAGGAGGAUGCAGCUGGGGCCAUGGGCAAGCUCAUGGCCAGGUUCAGCUUCCCCCACCUCCUUGCCCUGUGGACUAGCAAACUACUUUGCCUUCCAUUUCUCUCUCUCCCUCCCUCCCUCCAUCCUUCCCUUCCCCCCUUUUUCCUUUCUUUCUUUCUGACUUUAAAAUAUUUUAAAAAUUGCUUUGGACAUUUACAAUAUUUAUCUGUCCUCUUUUUUUUUUUUUUUUUGCGGUACGCGGGUCCC
Molecule: messenger RNA, 2249 nt
Organism: Globicephala melas (long-finned pilot whale)
Lineage: Eukaryota; Metazoa; Chordata; Mammalia; Artiodactyla; Delphinidae
Gene: DEPP1
Product: DEPP autophagy regulator 1
Biological process (GO): regulation of autophagy
Cellular component (GO): mitochondrion
Source: RefSeq, a predicted model, not a curated record